AUGUCCAAAAAGAAAAGGGAGGAAAACAUGUUCCAUAUCAGCAACUUAUCCCUUACGAGGGAAAUCGUCAUGCUAUUCACGAUAUGUUCGGCGCAAGGAAUGGUGCAGGCUUCGCUAGCACAGGGUUUCCUCCCUGGUAUAGUGAUUGGAGAGGCCUUUGGAGCAGAGCCAACCGACAUCGCCUGGUAUCCCGCUGCCUACGCGCUCACAUCGGGUGCCUUUAUGCUAGCAUUCGGCCGUGUGGGGGACAUCGUCGGCCAUAAACGUCUGUUCGUUGCGGCAUGGGGUUGGUUUGCGUUAUGGGCUCUCCUCGCAGGCAUAUCUGUCUACAGUAAAUCGCAGGUCUUCUUUGACAUCUGCCGCGCCUUCCAGGGCAUCGCUGCCGCCGCAUUGGUCCCGAGCGCACUGGCGAUUCUUGGGAGUAUCUACAAGCCGGGUCCCAGGAAGAAUCUGGCAUUUUCGCUCUAUGCGGCCGGGGCGCCGAUCGGCUUCACCCUCGGGGCAGUCUUUUCGGCGUUGCUCGCUCAGCUGGCAAGUUGGCCAUGGGUUUUCUACAUCAACGCGAUUGCCUGCCUGAUAUACGGGGGUUUGGCAUGUCUCUUCGUCCCACAUAUCGAUAGGAAGCCUUCGCAGACAAGGGAACCAUUCGAUUAUCUGGGAACGUCGACAAUCAUCAGUGGGCUUAUUCUUCUCAACUUUGCUUGGAAUCGUGCCCCAGAAACAGGAUGGGCCAGUGCCCAAUGCAUCACGACCCUUAUCAUCGGUCUGCUCCUUAUCGCUGUCUUCUUCCGACUUGAAAAACGAACAACGCACCCGAUUGUCCCGGUGGCACAGAUCGACCGCGACGCUGCCUGGAUCCUUCUCGUCGAAGGUCUUGGGUGGUCAUCCUUUGGUAUACUGUGCUAUUAUUCGAUCAACUUUUUGAUUCGUCUUCGCGGCAAUACCAUGCUCUCAGUGGCAGCACAGCUCAGUCCAGUGCCGCCGGCUGGUAUCGCUGCCAGCGUCUUGACUUCAAAUCUUCUGACCAGGGGGGUCACGCCGCCAGUCAUUCUCGCCUUCUCGCUGAUCUGGUUUUGCGUCGGCAACAUCAUCCUGGCAACAAUGCCCGUCCACCAAACCUACUGGCGCAACGUUUUCUGGGCGUACUUACUCAGUCCCUUCGGGAUGGAUAUGAGUUUUCCCGCAGGGACAAUCAUGUUGAGCAAUCUCGUGCCCCUUGAACACCAAGGUAUUGCAGCGAGUCUCAUCGCGACCGUCGUUUACUAUUCUCAGAGCUUGGGUCUUGGCAUUGCUGGCGUGGUGGAGGUCAAUGUGGCACACGAUUCGGUGCUCGAGGGGUACCGUGGUGCAUUGUAUCUUGGAAUUGGAUUGAGUGGUUUUGGGUUCAUCGUCGGGGUGGGCUAUGCCCUCCAGUGCAUGAGACAGAACAAGACAAACCCGGAAUCGAACGACAGAGUAGAAUCCACAGAGGCAGCAUCCAGUGACCAGCCGUAA
This is a messenger RNA of Aspergillus wentii DTO 134E9, 1494 nucleotides long. Its product is annotated as MFS transporter. The coding region runs from base 1 to 1494 and encodes 497 amino acids. NCBI's taxonomy places the organism in Eukaryota, Fungi, Ascomycota, Eurotiomycetes, Eurotiales, Aspergillaceae. Gene Ontology annotation, cellular component: membrane. Gene Ontology annotation, biological process: transmembrane transport. Gene Ontology annotation, molecular function: transmembrane transporter activity. The record is from RefSeq and is a predicted model, not a curated record. The transcript has 2 exons.